AUGCUGCUGCUGCCCCCGCGGCCGCCCCACCCUCGCUCCUCCUCGCCGGAGGCCAUGGACCCGCCGUCCCCCAAGGCAGACAGCCCUCCCUCCACUCCUCCCGCGGUGGCGGCGCCCCUGCCGCCCACGCCCGCCCACCUGCUCAUCGACGCCAACGGGGUCCCCUACACGUACACGGCGCCGCCGGAGGAGCCGCCGCCGAGCCCGCCCCCCCGCGAGCCGUCUCCGGUGGAGCCCCCGCCCCGCAAGGGCUACAACUGCCCGGAGUGCGGCCGCGUCUUCGCCAGCCCGCUGCGGCUGCAGAGCCACCGCGUGUCGCACUCGGACCUCAAGCCCUUCACGUGCGCCGCCUGCGGCAAGGCCUUCAAGCGCUCCAGCCACCUGUCCCGGCACCGCGCCACGCACCGCGCCCGCGCCGGCCCGCCGCACACCUGCCCGCUCUGCCCGCGCCGCUUCCAGGACGCCGCGGAGCUGGCGCAGCACAUGAGCCUCCACUGA
This is a messenger RNA of Pipistrellus nathusii (Nathusius's pipistrelle), 498 nucleotides long. The record is from the annotation of a GenBank genome assembly. Lineage: Eukaryota; Metazoa; Chordata; Mammalia; Chiroptera; Vespertilionidae.